AUGAGCUAUCCAAAUAACCCACCAAUUUCAUUUCCUCAGCCAACUAUUCGGUCAAAUACCUAUGUUCCUUCUAUUCAACGCAGGCCCUCUUCCUCGCCUUCGCUUCAAAAAGAAAUUUCACCUCCCCUUCACCGAAGAGGAAGUACAGGAAAUUCUCCAAUGAGUUCGAUCGAAAACACGGUAACGCAAUUAUUAUUUACUACGAAAUCUUUGUUGGAGGCGUUGACCUCAUGGUCUAAUGGGCAAGUGAGUGGUCAGCAAGUUUCUGAUGUCUACGUGAAGCUUGGCAGUGAAUUGAAUAAGGUCGUACGUUUAUUUGGUCAAGCGGGGGUAGAUAUGAGUGAUAUGACAAAUAUUACUCAAGAUUUAAGGGGGUGUCUUGAAAGAGCUUUGGGUGAAGUGCCUUCACCAGCUUCAUUGGAACAACAUCUUCCUAGUAUCAGGGAUAUUAUAGUAAAGUUAUUGCAAGGUUUGAAAGCGAAACAAAGUGCAUAUCGUCAGUUAAAUGAUAAUGAUGCGCCGCAGUUGAAUUCAACAAAUCCUCAAAUAUCCAUCGACGAUAAUAGUUCAUCCGAUCCUAUGAAUACAUUGAAGUCUAGUAAAAAUAUAGAACGCCGAGCAUCAAGACGACAUUCGAUUUACACGAUGCAGAAGAGCUUAGGUUCAAAGUAUGGUUCACGUUCGAAUCGAGGAGGAUUAAUGCCGCCGAGAAUUGUUGAAAAAGAGGAGGAUGAAAUAACAAACGGCGAAAAUGACGAGGAAAAAAAAGAGGAACCGGUCAUUCCACAUGAUAUGUCACCUCCACCCGAAUACGCACCGCCUAAUGAAGAGUCUAGCACGGUUAAUAAUAAUACAGUAACAAAGGAUGAACAGGAUAAAACUCUAACACUAUACUUACAACUGGGAAAAGAUGUCAAAAAGAUAAAGUACGAUGGAGAUAUAAGCAUUUCAGCAUUGAGAAUACUGUUUAUCGAGAAAUUUCAGUAUAAUCCCGGAAUGGAUGAUUUUCCAAAUAUUUAUAUUAGGGAACCACAACUUGGAAUACUGUAUGAGUUAGAAGACCUCAGAGAAGUCAAGAACAAUUCUGUUUUGGCAUUGAAUGUAGAAGCUUUGGAACAAGUUAAGAAACAUAUUGACCAAAGUAUCUCUGAAUUAACGAGGGAGAUACGUGAUGUCAAAAAAUCAAUUAUGGAAACGGAAUUGAAAAGUCGAGUUAACGUUGUGUCCGCUGCUCCAUCGCCAAGCGCAAGUCAAUUCAGAUCUUUAGCAAAAAAAGUCGUUGCAAAUGUUAAGGAACAAAAUGAAGUCAACGACAAAAAAACGAAAGAACAGAAAGAUGAACUCGUGGCUAAAAUUACCAACGACCUUCGGAAUCAAUUUAACGAAGUUCAAAAUCUUCGAAGAGAUUUGGGAGUAAUCAGACAGGUUUAUACUGAGUUCCAGGGGGAAACAAAAAAAUUAUUUGAAUCGUUAGGUGCGCAGACGGCAUCGGUAAAAAAUGUUGCCUUAACGAAUGUCAGUUCAUCACGGACAUUUAUCGAGGAGGGUAAAACGAAAUUGAAUAACCGCACAAGUAGUCUGCUAACGAAGGUUAAUGAGCUCCAAGACAUUAUAGACGAAUUAAAGGUGGACGUUACCCAAAGAAGGGCAAAACCGAGGGAAACAACAGUUCAGCAGAUAAGGAAAGACGCGGAGAAUGUUGAACAAGAAUUAGAUUCAUUGCAACAGUACGUCAAGACUGUUAAACCAACAUGGAAAAAAACAUGGGAGGAAGAAUUGCAGUCGAUUGUUGAUGAACAAAAAUUCUUGAACCAUCAAGAAGAACUCAUUGAGGAUUUACAAGAAGAUAAUAAAAAGGUGACUGAGGUCCUCGAAAAUAUCCUUAAAGUUGUUGAGAUUCAAGUAUCUAGGCCGAAAGAAUAUUUUGUCAAGCCAAAGGAAGAAGGCUUCGAGGGGCUUAAAACCGUUCUCCAGGAAAUCAAGGGUAUUCCUCCUGAUCAUGAGAGGCGAUUGAAAGCUCUAGAGCAAUCUGAAAGGAUGCGAGAGCGGGAACUAGCUAAUCGCAUUGAUGAAUUCGAAGCGGAGUUGUCGGAUUUUGUGAGUAAUAAUAAGUUGAAAAAGACGGGUGGAGCUCAGGAAAUCGAAAGAUUACGCCAAAAGAAGAACGAGGAUGCUUUAAAAGAACUAUUUAAGGCAAAUAAAUCAAAUCCAGAAGACGAAACGCCAUAA
Messenger RNA from Acaulospora morrowiae, 2229 nucleotides. Lineage: Eukaryota; Fungi; Glomeromycota; Glomeromycetes; Diversisporales; Acaulosporaceae. The record is from the annotation of a GenBank genome assembly.